Molecule: messenger RNA, 582 nt
Organism: Pediculus humanus corporis (human body louse)
Lineage: Eukaryota; Metazoa; Arthropoda; Insecta; Psocodea; Pediculidae
Product: NADH-Ubiquinone oxidoreductase B17 subunit
Exons: 3
Coding region: 1-582 (193 amino acids)
Biological process (GO): mitochondrial electron transport, NADH to ubiquinone
Source: RefSeq, a predicted model, not a curated record
AUGGGUGGAACGGAAGGUCCUGGGGUAAAGGCUUUUUCUUUACAAGGAAGAUUCCAUGACGUUCGUCGAAGGGUUUUCAUGACAGAUGAAGAAAGACGAUGGAGAGCUCAAUUUUUGAAAGAUAUACAAUUAGCUGACGGCGAACCUCGAUAUGUUCCUGAAUAUUAUAGGGCUACUACUAACCCUAUUCGGAGACUUUGGAAAAGUCCAAUGUGGGUUUUACAAAAUUUUCUACAAUCUAAAUUGGGAGAAACACCAGGAUAUCAUGUUCGUCAUAUUAUUGGUAAAACGUUUAUUUUAUUUAUGGUGUCUUACAUGGGAAUAUAUUAUAUAAAAUAUCACAGUAGUGAUUGGAAAAAUGUUUUCGCAGCAGACUUUUACAGAGCCAAACCACCAAUGGUACCAAGUCAACCUGGAUAUCCGAAUGCUCCUAAAAUGGCUCCUUUUGAAUAUUAUGAUAAAGGAUUUUAUUCAACUCCUUUUGCUGUUAAAAUAGAAAAACCAGUAGCAGAAACAUCUUCCAAAAAAAGAAGAGCAAAAAAACAACAACAACAGGAAGAUGAAGAUGAUGAACCCUGCUGA